UGCCCAACUAUCAUUACUCGGGUGGUCAUCACAUCUUUGCACAGAUCUGGUUUCUCUGAUGCAAGAACCGACCAUAUAACCACAACAUCUAUCAAGUACUCUCAAUACACGUUCUUAUUCUUUUCAUGAAAAGGACCGCUCUCGUGUCCAUUCUCGUGCUCAGCGUUGCCGCCCAAGGCUUUGUCCCAAAUCCUGCAUGGCGGAACGCCAGCAUUACCACUUCCCCGGAGGAACGAAUAGCGGUUGCGAAAGAUGCACUUGAUGUCACCCUCUCGAUGAUGGUCGAUGAGAAGGGUCAACUGAAAUUUGAAGACACGAAUUAUGGGGCAGCUGCGAAUCUUUUUGCUCAAAUGGCACAGUUUGACGGGUUCACCAAUCAGAGUAUUUACAGAAAUCAACUCCUGAAUCUAUUCCCUCAGGCGGAGAUUUUCCGUCCCAACUUUACACAUUCUAGUCCUAAUGAUGCAGAGGGUAUUCCAUCGCUGCUGUUCAUGCCUAUGCAACAUAUUCUGAUUCGAGGUUUCUCGGUUGGGCGAUGACUGCUUGGAGUUCGGGGAAUUCCUAUACACUAUCAGAGGAGGAACUACGCACCGGGAAAGUCUUCGGAAAGAAUGUCACAAUAAAAAGUACCUGUGCGAAUCUGACCAUGGCGGGUGGAACCUUUUGGAGGAAUGUGACCGACGAUGGAUACUUGAAUGCGCUAUCAACUGGGUGAGUCGAUGAAGUUUUUGCCUACGAGUACAGGAGUGGCUCAAGCUGAUGAUACCUCCAGGACAUACCUCAUGUACUUUUUUCCUCAUUUUCUUUAAAGACAAAUGCAGAAAAUCUAACACUUUAUGCAUUCACCAGUGCAACAUCUAUGCUAGCAGAAAUUACGAAGGAAGAAACAUACCUCACAUCUGGAAUUGAAACAGAAGCAUUCUAUUUCAAUCACUUGCGGAAUGCCCAAGGUGAUAUGCUAGACGGUAUAGCCGGAGACUCUUGUGCACAGCG
Molecule: messenger RNA, 993 nt
Organism: Marasmius oreades (fairy-ring Marasmius)
Lineage: Eukaryota; Fungi; Basidiomycota; Agaricomycetes; Agaricales; Marasmiaceae
Exons: 6
Coding region: 126-539 (137 amino acids)
Source: RefSeq, a predicted model, not a curated record